UGGCAGGGGCGAAGGUCGCCCAGGCAGAGACUGCGCCAGCAACACAGCCGCUCAGAGGGUCCCAGACGCCAGCCGGGCUCGGACCCUCCCCCGGGGCCGCCUGCCUGCUGAGAUGGGGGCUCGGGCCCUGCUGCUCCCUCUGCUUGUGGCCGCGGCCCAGGCCCAGGUCUGCUCUGUGAACAAGACCUUCUUCCAAGUCAAGGAGAACACGAGUCCCGGGCAGCUCCUCCUCGACAUCUACGUCCCUGAGGGCCAGCAGGUGACCCUCGGACCCUCGUCCACCCGUUUCGCAUUUCGGAUCCAGGGGACUCAGCUGUUUCUCAAUGUGACCCCGGACUACGAGGAGAACUCAAGGCUGGAAGCAGUCCUGGAGUGCAAGAGGGAUGACACUGUGGUGACCCAGCUGAGGGUGUUCGUCUCAGUGCUGGAUGCCAACGACAACCCGCCCAGGUUCCCCUUUGUAGUCAAGGUCCAAAGGGUGCCAGAGGACGCUAAAGUGAAUGCCGUCGUCAUCCCCGAGACAGAGCUGAAGGCCCAGGACCUCGACAGAAAUGACAUCCUGUUCUACACCCUCCAGGAAGUGACCCCGGGUGCCAGCGGCUUCUUCUCUUUGGUGGGUGCGAACCGCCCAGAGCUGCGGCUGGACCGGUCACUGGACUUCGACAGGUUGCCGAACAUGACCUUCCAGCUGCUGGUCCGGGACACGCGAGAGGAGAACGUGGAGCCCAGCCACACGGCCACGGCCACCUUGGUCCUGGAGGUGCAGCCCGCCGACCUGCGGCCCCCCUGGUUCCUGCCCUGCACAUACUCUGACGGUUUUGUCUGCAUCCACGCCCAGUACCACGGGGCUGUGCCCACAGGCCACACACUGUCAGGACCCCUCAUCCUGCAUCCUGGGCCCAUCUACGCCGUGGACGGGGACCGGGGCAUCAAUCAACCCAUCGUGUACAGCAUCAUCAGGGGAAACGAGAAUGGCUCGUUCUCCAUUGAUGCCAACACAGGCAACCUCACCGUGACCAAGAGCAUCCCCAGCCCCAAGACCUUCUUUCUGCUGGUCAAGGGCGAGCAGGCAGAUCGCGCCAGCUACUCGGUGACCCAGGUCACGGUGGAGGCCCGGGCCGCCAGUGGGAGCCCGCCCCGCUUCCCCCAGAGCCUGUACCGCGGCACUGUGGCGCUCGGCUCCGGGGUGGGCGUGGCCAUCAGGGAUGCAGCUGCCCCCUCCCAGCCUCUGAGGAUCCGGGCCCAGGAUCCUGAGUUCCCAGACCUCAACUCGGCCAUCACGUAUCGGAUCACCAACGACUCUAACUUCACAAUGGACGGGGAGGCCGUGCUGACUGGCGCUUCACCGGUGCAAGCCGGGGUCUUCUAUGCAGAGGUUGAGGCCAAGAACACGGUGACCUCAGGCACAGCGACCACGGUCGUGGAGGUUCGAGUCUCAGAACAGGAACCCACCCCCGCAGGCCCCCCCACGUCCCCAGAGACAGCAGGAACAACCAGAGCCUCGAGCGGCACCACGUCGGAAGCCCCCCGGCCCCCUGAGCCCUCUCAGGGGUCCUCCGCGACCAGCCCUGGGGGAGACAGCGGCCCACACCCCUCCUCAGGUACAACUCUGAGGCCGCAGGCCUCCUCGAAGCCUGGGGGUCUCCCCAGUGUGGGAACCAGCCCCUCCCCCCCAUCAGCCUCACCCAGCGGGGGCUCAGUGACCAGACCCUCGAGCGGCACCACGUCGGAAGCCCCCCGGCCCCCUGAGCCCUCUCAGGGGUCCUCCACGACCAGCUCUGGGGGGGACAGCGGCCCACACCCCUCCUCAGGCACAACUCUGAGGCCGCAGUCCUCCUCGAAGCCUGGGGGUCUCCCCAGUGUGGGAACCAGCCCCUCCCCCCCAUCAGCCUCACCCAGCGGAGGCUCAGCACAGACCUCGAAGCCAGGAACCUCUCUGCCAACGUCCCCUGGGCCCAGCAGCACCCUCCCACCCACAGCAGGGACGCCCGGGACCGGAGGAGGCAGCACGACAGUGGACGGCAGUCCACCUGUAAGCCGCGCUGAGGACCAGCACUUCUCGGUGGUGGACAUGGCGGCGCUGGGCGGGGCGCUGGGCGCGCUGCUGCUUCUGGCGCUGAUCGCCCUCACGGUGCUCGUCCACAAGCACUAUGGCCACCGACUCAAGUGCUGCUGCGGCAAAGCGCUGGAGCCCCAAGGCUUUGACAACCAGGUCUUCCUCAACAACCCCGACGAGGCCAACUGGGCGCCGGCUCCUAGCCCCUCAUCCAGUCCCGCCCCGCCGGCUCCCCCAGAGCCUGCACCCCCAGAACCCAAGCCCCCCAGCCCGGAGACCCUCCGCCGAGUCCCCGAGUCCCCUGCGGUGGCCCUGGAUGAGGACGGCCCGGCAGCUGUGAGGUCCAUCCUGACCAAGGAGCGGCGGCCUGAGGGUGGCUACAAGGCGGUGUGGUUCGGCGAGGACAUCGGGGCCGAGGCCGACGUGGUGGUCCUCAACACGCCUGCCUCGGAAGUGGACGGUGCUGGCGACGAGGGCAGCGAGGGCAGCGGCGACGAGGGCGCAGAGGCGGGCCUGCGCGGGGGUGCCCAGCACGCGCCUGGCUCCGACUCCAUCUACCUCUAGUGUAGCCGCCCCUCCUCUCCCGGCGAGUCUGGAUCACCAGAGUCGGCUUGGUCGCUCUCCCCCCACUCCAUUGCACAGAAUAAAGUGACAUUUUCGGA
Messenger RNA from Eubalaena glacialis (North Atlantic right whale), 2718 nucleotides. It is a transcript of the gene CDHR5, whose product is annotated as cadherin related family member 5. Gene Ontology annotation, cellular component: plasma membrane; adherens junction; catenin complex. Gene Ontology annotation, biological process: homophilic cell-cell adhesion; adherens junction organization; multicellular organism development. Gene Ontology annotation, molecular function: calcium ion binding; cadherin binding. The coding region runs from base 113 to 2620 and encodes 835 amino acids. The transcript has 15 exons. Lineage: Eukaryota; Metazoa; Chordata; Mammalia; Artiodactyla; Balaenidae. The record is from RefSeq and is a predicted model, not a curated record.